Abrus precatorius (Indian licorice) is the source of this 1107-nucleotide messenger RNA. RefSeq names its product probable pectinesterase 53. Gene Ontology annotation, biological process: cell wall modification. The record is from RefSeq and is a predicted model, not a curated record. Gene Ontology annotation, molecular function: pectinesterase activity. The coding region runs from base 1 to 1107 and encodes 368 amino acids. The transcript is spliced from 5 exons. NCBI's taxonomy places the organism in Eukaryota, Viridiplantae, Streptophyta, Magnoliopsida, Fabales, Fabaceae.
AUGGUUUCCACAACGCAUUUCCAAGUCACUGUCUUUCUUCUUUCAACUUUAUACAUUAGCAGCACCUCAGAUACACAGGCCGAUUUUGAUAAGUGGGUAUCUUGGAACGUAAAAAAUUUUAAGAAAAAAACCAUUUUGGAAACCAAAUGGAAUGUCACUGCACCUGGUCAUGAUUUGAAGCUGAGGCAGGCUGAGAGUAACAAAGUUAGAAUAACAGUUAGCCAAGACGGUGCUGGUGACUUCAAGACCAUUACAGAAGCUCUUAAUAGCAUUCCACCUCGUAACCCUAGGAGAGUCAUAAUGUCCAUCGCGUCUGGUAUAUAUAGGGAGAAGGUCAUGAUCCCCAGAACAUUGCCUUUUAUUACAUUGUUAGGGGACGCCAGGGAUCCACCAACCAUUACUGGAAAUGAUACAGCGUCUGUCACCGGAAGUGAUGGGACUCCGUUAGGGACGUUCCAUAGUGCAACUGUGGCGGUGGAUGCAAGCUAUUUUAUGGCCAUCAACAUAAAAUUUGAGAACACUGCUCCGCAUGUGAUUGGAUCGAAGGGGGAACAAGGCGUAGCGCUUCGCGUCUCUGGAACCAAAGCUGCUUUUUACAAUUGCACUUUCUAUGGGGCCCAAGACACUCUCUACGAUCACAAAGGCUUUCAUUACUUCAACAACUGUUCUAUUCAAGGCUCUGUUGAUUUCAUCUUCGGUUCCGGAAGAUCCCUUUACGAGAAUUGCUACCUAAAUUCGACAACCAAGAAGGUGGCUUCCAUCACUGCUCAAAAGCGAACAAAUUCGUCAUUGGAGAGUGGAUUCUCGUUCAAAAACUGCACAGUAACAGGUAGUGGGCAGGUUUAUCUUGGAAGAGCAUGGGGAGAUUAUUCCAGAGUUGUUUUUUCUUACACUUACAUGGACAAGAUAGUUCUCCCCAAAGGAUGGAGUGAUUGGGGCGACCAAAAGCGUGACUUGAGAGUAUUUUAUGGAGAAUAUAAGUGCACUGGGCCAGGAGCUAACUUCACUGGAAGAGUUCCAUGGGCACGAGUGCUUUCGGACGAAGAGGCCAAACCUUUUAUUGGGUUUCAAUUCAUUGAAGGGGACACUUGGCUCGUUAGCCCCUAA